GCCCGCCGGCCGCUCUUAUUUCGGCGCCAGUGUGCCUGGGCGGGCAGUCGCCGGCCGGCCCAGUCAUCGCACGUGGCCCACACGGCUGCCCAAGCUACAAACUCCGGUCGCGACAGUUCCUCGCCUGAUCGGCUCUCCCCACGUACCCGGCCACGUUAUGAACUGAAUCCAGCAGGCUUCGCGAGGCGUGGGUGGUGUUGGAACAGCCGGUCACAAUGGAGCGGUUCUGCCUCGUAAUUGUCACUUUGUGCCUGUUGGCGGCUCCAGACGCUUCGGCGUCUGUGCUGAAGGACUACCGCUCUCUCUCGAAGAAUUUCACGUCGUUGCUGGACACGUUGUUGGACAAGAGCAAGUACGACAGAAGGAUUCGCCCUGAUUACGGAGGCGCUCCUCUGAUCGUCACUGUGAAUAUGGUCAUAAAAAGCAUGGGAGAAGUGUCUGAGGCAGGAGAGCACUACACGAUGGACUGCUACUUCCGCCAGGUGUGGCGCGACCGCCGGCUCACGUUCACUCUACCCGGCCUGGAGGAGUUCUCGCUGCCAUGGCUGUUCCUGGACCGCGUCUGGAAGCCCGACACCUUCUUCAUGAACGGGAAGCGCUCGCACCUGCACCGAAUCACCGUCCCCAACAAGUUCUUGCGCCUGCGCGAGGACGGCUUCCUCACCUAUUCUAUGAGAUUAACAAUCAAAGCAAGCUGCCCGAUGCACUUCAGAAAAUUCCCAUUGGACGCGCAGAAGUGCCCUUUGCUCAUAGGAAGCUACGGCUACGGCGAGAGCGACAUGGUGUACCGCUGGCCGGACACGGCGCGCGUCGUCACCGGCGACGUGGAGCUGGCCCAGUACGACCUCACCAACAUCUCCACACAGCACGGGCUGCGCGUCAUGCUAGGACAAGAGAGACACUCGAUGAUAAAGGCGGUGUUCCACAUGAAGAGGCACACGGGCUACUUCAUCCUGCAGGUGUACGUCCCAUGCGGCCUCAUCGUCUCCUGCUCCUGGGUCAGCUUCUGGAUAGACCCGUCCGCCGUCCCAGCACGCAUACAGCUAGGCGUGACGUCAGUGCUGUCGCUGACGACGAUGGGCAUGGGAGCGCGCGCCCAGAUGCCGCCCGUGUCGUACGCGACUGCGCUGGACUGGUACAUCAUCCUCUGCUUCCUCACCGUCUUCUCCGUGGUCGUCGAGUUUGCGCUGAUACACUACCGCGAGAGGGUCGCCACCAGCAUCCGGAAGGCGCUGCAGGAGCGUGCCGAUAACGAGGAAGACAAACUUCUCGACAAGAUCGCGCCAAUAGUCUCGGCCGCACCGCAGAUCCAGGUGGAGACGCCGGAAGGGACGGAGCCGCCUCAAGUGCUGGUGAAGGGGAAGCCGGCGCAACCACCAGAUGUGGACUUCGAAGUAGCUAAGGCAGAAACGAAGCCAAAACUGGGUGCUGAGUCGGUACUGGAUGAACUGCCCGAGGUACCCUUGGCAGCCCCUGCCGAAGACACGGCGCUGGUGACACACAUCACAGAGCAGGUGCAACUCUGGCGACCUACGGGGCGGAACUCACGGCCUCCUGGUGACAUUGUUGAGGGCAAGCUGUGCAUACAGGUGGCACCCACCUCCAAGAAGGAUGCAGAUGCCCUCGGCAGUGCUCAAGUACCGACUACGCAGGAUGAAACAAUGUUUAAAGACGUCACGACGUCCCUUGGUAAAACACCUUCAGAGCGCAACAAUUUCGAUAGCAAAGAUUUGCUCAAGAACAAACACCACUAUGACACCGUAGAUGAGCCUCUAGCUUCUCGGCCAGCGACGUCUGCUGACGUAGGACGUCCGUACGCUGCAGUGCGGAAGCUCGGCUGUACGACAGCACCGUACGGGAGCGUGGCUGAUAUCGCUGGGCCAAAGCUAGACUUUGCUGAGAAACCAGCAAGUGGUGCCUCCACGGGGACUGAAGAAGGAGUUCCGUCAUACUCUCCAAAGCCUCUUCCCUUCGGGCCAAAUGUCAAGAUAGAAAGGGCAGAAUCCGAACGUCCUACGGAAAAUGCAAAAAGCAAGCCGACGAUGUUACCCAUCUGGAAACCAACUUACUUGGAGCCUAAGGCUGAGAAACAGCCUACAGCAGCGAGUUCCAUUGCAGACAUUGGUAAAGCAACACCCUCACCUACAGCAGCUUCAAAGCCUCCUCCUUGGAAAUCUGAGAAACCUCCGAUAGCCUCUAGUAUAAUUGCAGAUACAAGGAAAACUGCGUCGCCUAUCACAAAGCCUCUAUUGGAACCCAAGAUUAAAACACUUGUCCCGAGUGCAGUACUUCCGACGGAUUCCUCAAAGAUUGCAGAGAGGGUGGACGCUGGCGAUGACGUGCUUCAGCAGGAAGUUGGAGGAUCCGUCUCUAGUCCAGCAGGGUCGAUGGCCAAAUCCUACAACGAGAAGUUGACCCAGAGUGUCCGGGAGGCCAUCGCGGGAGGACGAGAGGAGGACACGGACGUGGAGGCUGGCCUGGUGGAGGAGGAGUCUCCAGUUAGCGACGGGCUGCGGUACCGACGGCGGCGCGAGGUGCUGCUGACGGGGGAAGACGACGAUGAGUUGGAGUGGCAGGACGAGCUGGAGGCCAUGGACUGGGGGCGGGGCGGGUGGCUGGCCGAGUUGGGCGGCCGCCUCUGCGACCUCUGCGAGCGGCUCGUCAACGCCGUCGUCUGCGGCGCGAAGCGCUGCCGCCUGCUGCCCAACGAGCAGGACGUGGCGCGCGAGAUGCGACAGGGCAAGGAGAAGUUCUCGCGCAUCGACACCGCCGCCCGCACAGUCUGCCCUUUCUCCUUCCUCUUUCUGGUCUUCCUCUACUACACCCUCUACACCUACUACAUCACGGACGAAUUCCCCGUUAAGACGCACCGCAUCUCUGCAAGCAUCCCGAGCAGCAGAGCACGAGCAUAACCGCUGUUAUAUCUUCGAGCUACCGACCGGGUAGAAGAUUUCACUUUAGCGCACAACAUUUCGACGACUGACAUAGUCAUCUAGGUGCAACAAGCAGUGCUCUUACGUGUGCGCUCAUCAUGGGCCCCAAUAAGACUUAGAGACUAUAACCCUGUUCGUUCUAUUCCACCUGACCGUCAUGAUGUUAAAUUGUGAUUUUGCCAAAGGAUAAGGCUUUAUCGGUGCUAUAGCCAAGCAUAAAGAUCGAGAGGAGAGCAGAAGUCGAGCAUAAUCAACAAGUAAUGUGCUUUUACUAAAUUUAAGUAUGUAAUUACCGGUUGGCCAUUCCGAAUGCGGACGUAUGAUAAUUUCAAAUAUAGAAAAUGGAGAAAAGGACAGCAAUCGAUGCUGAAAUCCGUCAGUCUGUUAAAACAGAUCUAGUUUUUAACUAUUACGUGGUCCUAUUCAGUGGGGAAAAUUACAAAACACGAGAAUUAGGAACAAAUCUUAACUGCAAACAUGAGCACUACACCGUUACACACCAUAUAUCAAUGGGUGACAUUAGUCCAUGGUGUCACGUAGUAAACAGUACUGGUUUAUGUAGAAUAUACAGCAGCUGAACUGAAGCCGUUGUUUACAAGAUUUGACAGGAAGGAAAUGUGACGUCAGACAUGUACGGUGCUCUCUAUUGAAAUUCUGUGAAUAAUUAACUAAUAGUGAAAUUAUUGAAUGUAUGUGUUGAACAAUAAAAAUUACGAGUAGAAUAUGACAGCCUCACUAAGUCCCAGUUUGUUUGAAUAUAGUUCAUACUUCAUAGCUCUGAUACAUUCCUUUAUUUUGCUUAUUUGUUAUUUUUUUUAUGUGCCACUAGGUAGCUUCAUAUCUUUCGACAUUGCAAUGCUGUUUUGUUUCACAUGUUUAUUCUUUAAGCUCAGAGCUGGCGCUAAUGUAUUUUUGCGAUCCGUAUGAUUUUAAUUUAUACCCAGAGAGGCUACAGCAUAUUUUGUUGUACUAUCUUCAUUCCCUUAUAUUUUUAAUAUUCCGGUUCAUUAUUUUUCGCUGUUGAAUGGAAAUUUAAAUGGAUCUUCUUCCAUUAGUUUGUAAUCCAAAAAUACAUUACGUACUCUCCUGUGAUUGCUGCUGCUGAGCCUGCUGUACAUAUGGCUCCACACACGUGAUUUGGUUUCUAUUUUAACCAUUAAUUGUGAUUUUUGAUGCUCAGUACAUUUUUAAAAUUAAAAAUGUAACUUUAUUAUUAUUUAAUUAUUCUCAACUGCCUCAAAGGAGGGCACCUCACAUCACUAACAUCACAGAUUUUUCCUGUUCAACUACGUAAGCAACGGCUUGAGUUCAUGUUAGACUCCCGUAUGUUCCCCAACAUGCAAUAUUGUUUACUGCGUGACACUUUGGACUUUGUUAUAUUGCAUGUAACUGUGUAGUGCUUAUGUUUGCACUUACGAUUCGUUGUUCAUUACCUUAUAUUUGUUCUUUAUUCUCCUAUUCUGUAAUUUUUAACACCGAAUACCUAUAUCUGCUGUAAUAACGCAACGGAUUUCGCAAUCGAUUGCUGUCCUUUUGUCCAUAGUCUCUAUUCAACGAUCGCUACGUAGUCUAAUCUUAAGUGUUCUGUAGUUAACAUAUUGCGAUUUGCUAUAACCGUAGCUAACUCUGGCAUGUGUGGUUUACACUGACAAACAAUGGAACUGAGCUGCUACCAAGAAAGUUCAUAGUAACAAAAUAUUCCAUCAUCAAUUUGGAAACAAGUGCUUAAUUUUGUAUUUUUAAUGUUCUUAUUAAACUGAACAUUCAAAUCAAUUCAAUGCCAUCUUAACUUACAUUAUUUAUCAGGUUUCGUAGACCAUGCGAACCGAAGCUGAUUGAUAAUGGAAAAGUUAGUAUAUAGGUAACAGAAUGUCUAUCAGAAGAUUUAUGAACAGAAGAAUUAAAUGAUUAAUAGAACACUUAAAAGGUUGAGAGAAUAUUCACAGAAAUAAAACAUUACAAACAGAAAUUCUCAGCUACCGAGAGGAACUCCUGUGCUGAAUAGUGGAGUGUGUCACAAGGAAACCUUUCGACUUGGGUUUGGACACUUAGUGUUUAUCACUCAGUCUUUCUUUUUCUUUUUAGUUCUGCUGGAAGUCUUCUGAAAAUUAAACGCAUACUGCACACCAUUCUGUACAAUGAUUAAAGAAAAACUGUACAUGUUGUUUUC
Messenger RNA from Schistocerca americana (American grasshopper), 5103 nucleotides. RefSeq lists its product as uncharacterized. Gene Ontology annotation, biological process: nervous system process; monoatomic ion transmembrane transport; signal transduction. The coding region runs from base 216 to 2912 and encodes 898 amino acids. Gene Ontology annotation, molecular function: transmembrane signaling receptor activity; extracellular ligand-gated monoatomic ion channel activity; neurotransmitter receptor activity. Lineage: Eukaryota; Metazoa; Arthropoda; Insecta; Orthoptera; Acrididae. The record is from RefSeq and is a predicted model, not a curated record. Gene Ontology annotation, cellular component: synapse; neuron projection; membrane. The transcript is spliced from 8 exons.